CUCUCUGCCUAGCACCUGAUGACAAUGCUGUGAGGACACGCUCCAGCGUGCAUACACCUUGCAUAAUAGCAGCAGCAGAUGAGGAGGGACGUGGUUACCUCCAUGUGGAGUCCCUUUCACCCUCUUACAAAAUCCCAGCAACAGGGGCAGGGUGAAGCCUAGUGGGAGUGGCAGCAUGGGGGACUCAUCAGAGGCCACCUUGCACAACAACUCUCUGUGGUGGCUAGCAUGCGGGAUGUUAGCCCUCUUGGCCAACUCCUGGAUUAUUCUCAGCAUCACAGCCAAGCAACAGAAACACAAGCCGCUGGAGCUGCUCCUAUGCUUCCUUGCUGGGACCCACAUCCUCAUGGCAGCAGUGCCCCUCACCACCUACGCUGUGGUGCAGCUGCGGCGUGAGUCCUCUGACUAUGACUGGAACGAGAGCAUCUGCAAGGUCUUUGUCUCCACAUACUACACGCUGGCUCUGGCCACCUGCUUCACAGUGGCCUCCCUCUCCUACCACCGCAUGUGGAUGGUGAGAUGGCCAGUAAAUUAUCGGCUAAGCAAUGCCAAGAAGCAGGCUCUGCACGCAGUCAUGGGCAUCUGGAUGGUGUCAUUCAUCCUCUCCACCCUGCCCUCUAUCGGCUGGCACAACAACGGCGAGCGCUACUAUGCCCGUGGCUGCCAGUUCAUUGUCAGCAAGAUAGGACUGGGCUUUGGCGUCUGCUUCAGCCUUCUGCUUCUUGGGGGAAUCGUCAUGGGCUUGGUGUGCGUGGGUAUCACUUUCUACCAGACCCUGUGGGCACACAGAAGACGCCGGCAGUGCCGCCAUCAGCGGACAGAGGAAGCGUCAUCCUCGUGUUCUUCCUCAGCACACAACACUUUCAAUGUGCCAGCCAUUGUAGUGGAGGAUGUGCGAGGCAAAAGGAGGUCUUCCCUGGAUGGCUCUGAGUCAGCCAAGACCUCCUUGCAGAUGACCAACCUCAUCAGCGCUAUUGUCUUCCUGUAUGACACACUCACUGGGGUGCCUAUCUUGGUUGUGAGCUUUUUCAGCCUGCGCUAUGAUACAGCCCCCACCUGGAUGGUUCUGGCUGUGCUCUGGUGCUCUAUGGUGCAGACCCUGCUGCUCCCCUCCUUCAUCUGGUCCUGUGAGCGCUACCGGGCUGACCUCCGCACUGUGUGGGAACAGUGUGUGGCUAUCAUGUCUGAGGAAGACGGAGAUGAUGAUGGGGUAUGUGAGGAUUAUGGUGAUGGCAGGAUCUGCAAAGUGAGAUUUGAUGCAAAUGGUGCUGCAGCUGUGAAGCGGGACUCCCGGGACAUCAAGCUGCUACCCAUGCAUCACAUGUUGUUGCCCCAGGACAAGGUGCAUUAUCUCCAGGUCCCUAUCUCCCGAAGAAUGUCACAUGAUGAGACAAACAUCUUCUCCUCCCACCGCUCUGCUCCAUCCUUCCUACACAAGUGGUCCUCAUCCGAUGAUAUCCGCAUCUCCACCCCCCGCAAACCUGGAGGCCCUGGCUUCUUGCCUCCUCAGCUGCAUGACUACCAGCACCGCCGGCGGCCCCCAGAAGAUGAGCUGACAACCCUCCGGCAGUUUCUGGAAGGGGGGCUGAUGCCCCGGGGAUCCAGCUCCAGUGCCUGCUUCUUCCGAGAUGAGAUCACCACAUUCAUCGAUGAGACGCCACAACCCACUCCAGCCUGCAGCCCACGGCACUCCCGUCUCUUGCUCACGUCACGCCGUGAUCGCCGCCUCUCGCUCGGCAGCAGAGAGGAGGAGAAUGCUGACCGUCCACGGCGCUGCUCGCUGGCUGGCAACGAAGCCUGGCAUCCGCAGGAAGGAGAGCAGGCACCACAUGAACGGACCCUUGAGGCCUGUGAGGCUCAAACCUUCCUGGAUCCCAAACUUUGAGAGACAGCAUCAAAAACAUUCAGUGCCAUCAAGGUUUUUAAAUAAAACUUCAGAUGUCACCUUGUCCUGAGACCCAAUUACUCAUUUACAUUCUCAUCUUUCUCGCCAGCAGGCAGGAGAAAAGGCACCUCACAGUCAUGGGGAAAGCGUGACAGAUCUGCAGAACGGACUGUUAUGGAUGUGGACGGUCUGCGCCUGCUCUCAGGUUAUAAACACAACCGCCGCUGUGAAAGCCAUUUGGCACCCUAGCCAGUCCCAUCCCUUUGUGAACUCCUCCACCCUCGCGUUAGCCCUGCCCUAAAAGACAAGGCAGGCACAGGAUGGUAUUAAAAUUCUAUACUUGGAGUGUCAA
Tinamus guttatus (white-throated tinamou) is the source of this 2237-nucleotide messenger RNA. RefSeq names its product G protein-coupled receptor 162 (gene GPR162). Gene Ontology annotation, molecular function: G protein-coupled receptor activity. The record is from RefSeq and is a predicted model, not a curated record. Gene Ontology annotation, cellular component: membrane. NCBI's taxonomy places the organism in Eukaryota, Metazoa, Chordata, Aves, Tinamiformes, Tinamidae. Gene Ontology annotation, biological process: G protein-coupled receptor signaling pathway.